CCUGUUUACUUCCGGGGUCGAAUAAUUGUCGCGAUUGUGGCUUGCUAUUUUUGAGAGGUGUUGACUUAUCUUUGGCGAAAUUGACGUCAACCGUACAUUUCGACAUCACCAACUGUGUACAGUUUGAAUCACAUUUGAUGCAAUUACGCAAAGGGAGGAGGAUACUUUAGUUAUUUUACCUCUUGCUUUAUUCCUGUAAUUGCACACAAGAUCAUUUCCCCAAAUUGUUUCAAGCCAACAAGUCAAACCAAGCACAAAAAAGUGUUCGAGGCCGCCCGAAGGAAGAGUUAUCACUUCAUAAGCAAUCAUGAGCUACCCACCAUAUGGAGGAGGAGGUUAUCCACCCCAACAGCCUGGUUUCCCUGGAGCACCUGGUUACCCUCAGCCCGGCGGAUACCCACCUCCUGGAGGGGCUGGAAUGCCCACUCCAGAGUCUGCUAAUGCUGCUGCCUAUGGAAGUUCUGCCGGUGGUUUACCCUAUGCCCCACAGCCAGGAGGACCUGGGGGCAUUGGAUUUAAUACGGGUCCCCCCAUGCCCGGAGCUGGCUACCCUGCCCCGAUGCCCGGGGCACAGCCCUCAUACCCAGGACAGCAACCAGGAGGCUACCCGCCCCAGCCCGGCUAUCCAGGUCAAGGCUACCCAGGCCAGGCUCCCGCCCCAGGUUACAACCCACAGCCCCCUGGAGGCUACGGUGGUGCCGCUCCAGCCUACGGACAACCCCAGGGAGGAGCCCCGCCAUAUGGGGCUCCACCAGCAGCGGGUGGUUACGGGGCUCCCCCGGCUGCAGGGGGCUAUGGAGCUCCUCCAGCUGCAGGGGGCUAUGGGGCUCCCCCAGUUGCCCAGCCCCCGGGUGGUUAUGGUGCCCCUCCCAUGUCCCAGCCGGCAGGGGGCUAUGGAGCCCCUCCGGCCACCCAGCCACCCGGCGGUUAUGGGGCACCCCCAGGUGGACAUCCUCCCGCGGGUGGCUAUGGAGCCCCUCCAGGGGGCUACGGUGGAGCCCCUGCACAGCAGCCUCCUGCUAACUAUGGAGGCUAUGGACAAGGACAAGGAGGAGGUGGAGGCUCUGCCAACUAUGGCAAUGUUCCUGGACCAGCCAAGUACAAGAUUCAUGAGGAGGGUACCCUCAAGCCAGCCUCUAACUUCAAUGUAGAACAAGAUGUGCAGGUUUUGAGAAAAGCUAUGAAGGGACUUGGCACUGAUGAAAAGGCCAUCAUAGAUGUGCUUGGUCACCGCUCCUGUGACCAGAGACAGAACAUUAAGAUGAUGUACAAGACAUGCUUUGGCCGGGACUUGGUCAGUGACCUGAAGAGUGAGCUGGGAGGCAGGUUUGAAGAUGCGUCUGUUGCCCUCAUGAUGAAGCGAGAAGAAUUUGAUGCUUACGAGUUGCGCCGUGCCAUGCGGGGAGCCGGAACAGAUGAGGCAGCACUGAUUGAAAUUUUGUGCACAAGAACCAAUGCUCAAAUCCAUUCUCUUACGGCAGCGUAUAAACUUAUGUAUGGAAGGAAACUGGAGGAUGACAUCAUCAGUGAGACAUCUGGCCACUUCAGGAAGCUCCUGGUCUCCAUGUCUGUGGGAGGUAGACAAGAGAACCAGCAAGUGGACAUGAACAAAGCCCAGACAGAUGCCCAGCGCCUGUACCAGGCAGGUGAGAAGAGAUGGGGUACGGACGAGAACACUUUCAACAUGAUCCUGGCCUCCCAGAGCUAUGAGCAGUGCCGAGCCGUGUUUGAUGCCUACAGCCAGGUGUCCAAGCAUGACAUUGAGCAGGCCAUUCGGAACGAGAUGUCUGGUGACGUUUCUUCUGGCAUGCUGACCAUCAUUCGCAUGAUCAGAAGUAAGCACAGCUACUUUGCUGACCGUCUCUAUCACUCAAUGAAGGGUCUGGGUACAGAUGACCGUACUUUGAUUCGAGUGAUCGUGUCCCGCUGUGAGGUGGACAUGAAGCAGAUCAAGGCCGAGUUCCAGAAACGUUACGGGCAAGGUCUGGAGGCGUUUGUCAGGGAUGAUGUGUCUGGUGAUUACCGGAAGUUGAUGCUGGCUUUGAUAUCCGGCUACUGAGGAGCAGUCUCUCACUCAUCACUCUGAACAAACUAGCUCUGCGUUUUGCAAACACUCAUGUGUGCGUAGGCAGUACUGGGUGAUGGUUUCAUAUCACAGUAUGGUGGUUAUUAUGGCAGAGAUUCUGAGCAUGACUUGACACAUCUGGCUGUUUAGAGGAGCAUGUGAUCUGUUUGGUUUUAGGAUUGAUGGGUCACAUUAGAGGUACAUGUACACAUCAUAAUGUCAUUAUUUGUUUUGUUGGGUUUUUUUCUUUCAUGUUAAGAUUGAUUAUUAAAAAAAAACAAUCUGUGACUGAACAAUGUGAUGUUAUUAGUAACUAUACUGUGGGGGAAAAAAGGGGGGGGUUUAUGUUUUCAAUGUGGAGUCAUUCUUUAUUCAAGAACAUUUUGAUGAAUUGUAAUGCUGAAUUCCUUGUUGUUGGUGGAAUAGAGUUAUUGUACCAGACACAGAAGUAGAAAAAUGUCCUGAGGGCAUGAUGGCAGCCUUUAUGUAAAAUGAAAUAACUGUUGAAAGCUAGUAGCGUGCAACUUGGUUGUGCUUUCGAGCAAUGCAGAAAUAUUUAGACAGUUUCUCUGAUUAUUCCGUGCACUGUUUUUUUGUUCCACUAUCUGGUGAGCAGCACUAAGCGCCCAUAGGGUUAGGUGUUUGAAGUCAUGACACAGUAUCGCCUUUUGUUUAUGUUGUAGUUUUGCAUCACAUUUAACUAUUUUAGCCUGUGGUUGUUGUUAUCUGCCUCUGCUUGCUCACACACAGUUUUUAUCAAUAAACUACUCUUAUGUUGUGUACAUAAUCAUGUUUCCUUAAUGCUUUGAUUGUUUUUCUAUUGUUUUGGAACCCUAAGUUUGUCUUCCACGUUACUAUUGUGUUGCCUGUAAAUCUCACUCGUCUCGGUUUAGACCUGGAUAUCUAUUUUGUGAUUCUUUUUUUUUCUUUUAAACAAAAGUAACAAUUUGUUGUAGUUAUACUUUUUCUAAGCAAUUUUUCUCUUAUAAGCUUUAUGUUUUUAUGGGUGAUUUUUAUGUUUGUGUGUGGAGUGUUAGGUUUACAUUUUAUCAUGUGAUCACAUAUUAUGUAUCAGCAAAAUAACCAGUCUUGUACGAUGAGAUUUUCUCGAAAUUCUUGUGUGUAUCAUGUCAUUAAAUUUUCCUUCCCUUUCAUGUCCUGCUUUGUAUGUACUAUCAAAAUCAGAAUAGUUAUUUUUUAUCAUAAUUUUCAAGUUAUAGUCACAGACAGAAGGCCACAGUUAAUGCAGUGAAAUCAAACAAAACUCGGGUGUAGUUAAAAUAGAUGUAUUUUAGUUUCAUGAACUGUGAAAUAUGGCCAGGGUAAGAAAAUGUUUUUAUCUGUUCCAGAUAUUUUGUUUUUGAGCUACAAUUCUCUAAUGUUUCUACUGGACUGAUUUCUCAAAAGCACCUGAUUCCCAAUUGUUGACCUUUAUUUCAUUUUCUUUUGUGUGUUUGUGUGUGUGUGUAUUAAAAGUUUAAAGUGUUUGGAAAUUGUGGUUUUGAUAUCUUAUCUUCCUGUGAAACUUUCUCGUGUAAUGUUAUGGACUGAAGAGAUUGCCUGUGCUGCUGUAGUGUUUGUAACGCCUCUGGUAUUGCUCUCAAGUCUUUCCCUUCUCUAUCGAUGUCAGUUUAUUCAAGUGUUUCUUCACAUGUGAAUCUUGGACUCUUUUAGAAUGUUGUAGAACAUCACUACAACUGGUAGUUAGUUUGUUGUUGGAAGCACCCUCUGACUAGUACAGUGUACUACUUUUUCCCUGUUACUUGCCCUCCAAUAAAAAUGAGAACCUGCCAUCCUAUUAUGUAUCCCGCUAGUCAUAGAAAUUGCUUUAUCAGUUUAUGAACUAUCUGGAAAAUGAAAUAUUGUUCCUUUUUGUUAACAUAAUGGACAAAGAUUUUUCUGAAUAGAUUUCCUUUUUCUUUUUUCCUCAUGGGUGGCCACAUAUCUGUACACAUAAGAUCAUGGUUUUAUGAUUUCUUUUUGUUGUCAUUCUAGAAAUGUGUACUGACCUUGGUAAUCAUGUGAGAAAUUUUGUACUUUGUUUACGCCCUCACAUCAUACUGUUGUCUGACUGGAUUUUUCUUUCUGAAUAAGAUGAAUAAGAAAUUAUCGCACAGCCAGUUGUAUGCAAAUAUUGUUUUCUUACUUCUGUGAUUGCCGAGGAGUUUAAUCAUCACAAGCUAUGUCUUAUUGCAAUCUCAAGAUAGUUAGGAUUCCCCCAUAAAAAAUGUUGAUACUUCAUUGUAGCCUUCUUGUGUUGACCAUCAGUUUUGUUUUAUGUGAGAAUGCUGAUGUCUAAAGUAUUUGUUGUCAUAAUAUCUCACGCCUAGGCUGUGAGAGAGGUCUGGGGCUAACAAGCUGAUAAUGGCAUUCUACCGUUCUGAUAUAGUGCAUCUCUUUAUUGAAAGCACUUAGUUGGAUAAAUCUAAGGCUUUAAUUUUUGAAUUACUGUGAUACCAAUCCAGUUCUGCCGCUUGUUAUAUGACAUAACAUAAGUUUUCAUUGGAAUUGUUCAGUCUCUGUUGACAAAUUGAUAGUUCCAUGAUGUGAGUCAUGUUGUUUCAAUAUCUGCAACGUAUUAUGAGCUGUGAAUUUUACUUCGAAAACAAUUUUAAAAUGUGGAUUAGUGAACAUGCAAAACCCCCCUCCAAAACAAGGACAUCAUAACAAGAAUUACAUUUGGUAUUUGUGAGUGUGUGGGUAUGUGUAGUUGUCUUUUUGUAUGAUUGAAUGUGUACUCAUUUGAGGUCAACAAGUGUGUAUGUCUGUGUUUAUGCUUGAAGGUGCAGAAAUAAUUAUUAUUAGAUGUGCUUGUAUAUUUUUAUUUUUAUAGCAAAUAAUUUUGUACAAUUUUAUUGCUUUUAUUAUGCCUUAAUACUCAUCUGAAAAAUUCAGUGAUAGAGGCACUUGAACAGUUGAUAUGAAACUAUUCAAAUCUUUAUUUAAUUAAAUUCGUUUGGCAGGUCUUAAGUGUAUUCUGAGACUAUUGAAAUAUUUGAUCAGUUAUUUUGCCUCUGAAGAUAUUUCUAAACUACAAUUUUGAGUGUAAAGUGCUAUGUAAGAGGAACGAAGCUCAUCAGAUCUACUACCAGCUAAAAAAAAAAAAAAAAAUGUGCCAAAAUUAUUUUUUUCAUACGCAUUGUCUGUAAUAUAUGAAAUAGAUUGUUUGCUGUAGUUCUGAUGGUGUCUCCCGGCAUGAAAUAUUGCUUUUCGAUGGGUCCCUCAUUGUUUCUUUUUCUUUCUACUUGUGUGUUGGUUUUCCGUUUUAUGGUCUUGUUUUUGAGCUUGCAUCUAUGGGGGUUUCUCUUCUUGAGAUUAUGCUAAGCAUUGUAAGUUUUUUACCUUGAUAGAAAUAAAAGAAACCAAAUAAACUUUAGGCAAUGCAUAUGACUAAUAGUAUAGGUUGUUAGGUAUGUUUCACUUUCACUCUGUUUCUGUAAUAUAUGUUAUAGUUUCUUGAAGACCAUUGAGUUUAGGAUGGUUUGUUUUCCUGACUUGAGUAACAGUGACGGAUGUUUGUGUCCAUGGUGUUAAAUUAAAAAUGUGCUGUCUUAUCAAGGCAGAGUAAGUUGCACCGAGCAUACAAAUGAGCAUUGGCCACUCACAGGUAGAUUCUUGUUAAUAAACAUUUCAGCAUUAGUUUGUCUUCAUCUUUCCUUUUGACUGCAUGUGAUGUGAAGGCUGACAUGUUAACUGUGAUCCAUUAUUUAUAUGAAACUUUGUCCAGUGGUACUGGCUUUGUUCUUACCUAUGAAAAGGCCUACUUAUUACAUCGUGACACAACUAGGCAGCUUUUAAAGAUUGUUUGGAAUAAGUCUUUAUUGAAUUGUUACCUUAAAGUGAAACACGGCGUGGUGUGUCAGUUUUGUACUGGGGAGGUCGUGUGCAGACCAAAGAGGGGGAGCAAACCUUAUCAUGUUGAAACCAUCACCCUUCAAAAAGUGCUAAUUGUUCAGUGUAGGUCUAUGUCUAGAUAGGAUGGUCUAAAGAAAUAAUAUUCACCUUCAACAAAGCCCUGAGCUCACACAGUUAUUAAUUUUGGGAGAUUGAGGUUCGCCUCUCAAUUUUUUUUCCAUACAAUAUAGGAAAUCUUUAUUUUGUGUUACUUGAUUGUUUGCCCCAAACUUCUUACUCUCUAAGAAGUGAAAUUUUUGUCCACGUUUGAAGGAUUUGAUGAGAAAGAUAGGGUUUUUUUGUCUGUUUUUUGUUGGUUUUUGAGUAAGCAUGUCCGGGCAGAUGAUUUUCCUUUGGUCUUUUAUUUUUUUAAUUAGAAUAAAUGGAACAAGUUGAAUAUAUGAAUUAUCUAGUUUCCCUACACCUUCUAAUACAAAUGUAUUUUUUCUUGAUUGAUAUUUUACUGAUAUAAUACCCCUUUUUGAUUGCUUCAGUGUUGCUUGUAUUAAAAUUAAUGCAUGAUAAAAUCGAUCAUACACGGUAUUAGCUCCUUUAAAUGUUUAUCUCCUUUAUUGUCAAAUAAUAUCCGGGAAAUUUGCAGGCCAAUCAAGAUUUCCAUUAAUUGUUAUCUCUCAUAGAGAUAUGAAUAAAUGGUAUUGCCAUCUUUUUGUACUCCUGAUCUGUAUUGCUUUCCAAUUGGAUCUUGGUAUCAACAAGGACUCCAGGGCUACCCUUUCUUCUGACUACUUUCAAGAUUUUCUAGGAUUGCUUGCCUCGUUUUUUGAGUGUGGUAGCAGAAGUAUGUGUGUAUUAAUCAUUUCUGUGGUGUGAAUUACCUGCAAAUUAUUUGACAUUUAAUCUUUUGUUUUUCAUGUAAAGUAAAUUUGAUAUCUUGAUAUUUAAGAAAUAAAAUUAUUAUCCUCAGCAAA
This is a messenger RNA of Aplysia californica (California sea hare), 6888 nucleotides long. RefSeq names its product annexin-B12. Gene Ontology annotation, molecular function: calcium ion binding; calcium-dependent phospholipid binding. Lineage: Eukaryota; Metazoa; Mollusca; Gastropoda; Aplysiida; Aplysiidae. The record is from RefSeq and is a predicted model, not a curated record. Gene Ontology annotation, cellular component: cytoplasm. The transcript is spliced from 15 exons. The coding region runs from base 308 to 2059 and encodes 583 amino acids.